GUCGGAUCAUUAAUUUCUGACGUCAUAAUCAAUAACCAUGAAUGCAAAUUGAAAAUUCAACGAAACCCCGUUCUGAUCCACCUCGAAACCCUAACCUCCCAGCUCCUUCCUUGCUCCCCUUUCUCAUCCAUUUCCGCUCCUUCGGAUUUCUCACGUUUGCAUCAACUAGGAAGAUACAGUAGGGCUACCUAAUGAUAAGAACAACAACUUCUGCCUAAGUUGCCAUUGGCAUAUAUAUAUUUUCUCGAUCUAAUGGAAUCGGUCCCUGCUGAUGUAUCAAAUUUACCUCCUAGUAAAGACCCAUCUCCUUCACCUCCAGUCAAAGAGACCGAUGGACAAGCUUCUUCAGCUCCUGUAGCCUUUGGGCAAGAUAGUUCUGCACAUGUGGCACCAUCUAAGCCAUCCUCCACCGGGGCAUCAUCUUGGGCCAAAAACUUGAACAUUUCUCAGCCAUCUGGCUCACAAGAUGACCCAUCCACUGGAAAUGCUGGGAAAUCAACCUUUGCCCGCAUAACCAGUAAUUUGGGAUUGCGUUUGUCACCAAAGUCUCCUCCGGCAGAUGACAGUUCCAAUGAGACACCAGCACAAUCUAAUAUUUUUGGAAGUAUCACAAGAGGUUUGGUUGACACUUCUAAGAAUGCAGUGAAAGCUGUCCAGGUUAAGGCACGACAUGUCGUUUCUCAGAAUAAACGCAGAUAUCAGGAAGGAGGUUUUGAUUUAGAUAUGACAUAUAUCACAGAAAACAUCAUUGCUAUGGGGUUCCCUGCUGGUGACAUGAGCUCUGGGUUUUUCGGUUAUGUUGAAGGAUUUUACAGAAAUCAUAUGGAAGAAGUUAUUAAGUUUUUUGAGACUCACCAUAAGGAUAAAUACAAAGUAUACAAUCUUUGUUCUGAGCGGCUGUAUGAUGCAUCAUUGUUUGAGGGAAAGGUGGCUAGCUUUCCAUUUGAUGACCAUAAUUGCCCCCCACUUCAACUGGUUAUCUCAUUCUGUCAUAGUGCAUACUCGUGGUUGAAGUUAGAUAUUGAGAAUGUUGUGGUUGUCCACUGUAAGGCUGGAAUGGCAAGAACAGGGUUGAUGAUUUCCAGUCUUCUAUUAUUCUUAAAGUUCUUUCCAACUGCUGAGGAGUCAAUGGAUUACUAUAAUCAAAAACGAUGUGUUGAUGGAAAAGGACUUGUUCUGCCCAGUCAGAUUAGGUAUGUCAAAUAUUUUGAACGUGUCUUGACUUACUUCAAUGGCGAAAACCCACCUGCCCGUAGGUGCAUGCUUAGGGGAUUUCGGCUUCACAGGUGCCCUUACUGGAUCAGGCCCUCUAUAACUGUCUCAGACCAUAGUGGUGUGCUGUUCUCUACCAAAAAGCAUCCAAGGACCAAGGAUCUUUUGCCGGAAGAUUUCUGGUUCAGUGCUCCAAAGAAGGGAGUAAUGGUCUUUGCUUUGCCAGGAGAGCCUGGUCUUACAGAAUUGGCUGGGGACUUCAAAAUUCAUUUUCAUGAUCGCCAAGGAGACUUUUACUGUUGGUUGAACACAACUAUGACAGAAAAUAGAAAAGUAUUGAACACCAAUGAUCUUGAUGGCUUUGACAAGAGGAAAUUGCCUUCUCCAGGAUUCCUGGUUGAGGUUGUGCUGGUUGAUUAUAAUGGUAAUGUUGUGGCUUCCGAACCCGAGGCUACUGGAAAAAGAUCAGAUGAGAGUUCAAGUAAUAGUGCCACCCCAGUUGAAGCAAGCAUACCUGCGCAGAAUACAGACAAAGAGUCAGGGAGUCGAGAUAAAGAUGAUGUGUUUUCAGAUGGUGAGUCGGAGCAUUCUGCUUCUUCAAGAAGCAAGCAAGCAAAACCAGCUUCUGAACCAGUUAAAACGGUUAACAAGGCUACCAGUGGAUCUGAAACCAACAAAAUUUCAAAUCAAGUUGCAAAUCUAACAAAUGCAACAGAACAAGUUUCUUUGGGAAGUGCAAGCUCGAAACCAGUUCAUGCUGGUCAACCAAAAAGUGAUAAUGAAAGAACUGUGUCCGGUGUUGAGAUGGCCAGCUCAGAAAGUGAGUUUAAGGCCAUGGCUGCAGAUGCAUCUGUUUUUACAUUUGGAGAUGAUGAAGACUACGAAAGUGAUUAAAGUUCUAAAGAUUACCCUGGUUUCAUAUACUUUGACAUUUGUAUAUAAUAUUGUUUGCAACUCAGUCUGGUACAAUGUUCAUCUAUCAUUUGUUUGUUGGUUUGUUUGUUGUAAUGUUGAAUUUGGUUACAUUCAGUACAAAAGAUUAAAAAUAAGAGCUGCCGACUAACAUUAUUGGUUGGCUAUUCUUAAUUGUCUUUUU
Molecule: messenger RNA, 2308 nt
Organism: Arachis ipaensis
Lineage: Eukaryota; Viridiplantae; Streptophyta; Magnoliopsida; Fabales; Fabaceae
Gene: PEN2
Product: PTEN 2
Biological process (GO): dephosphorylation
Cellular component (GO): cytosol
Molecular function (GO): phosphatidylinositol-3,4,5-trisphosphate 3-phosphatase activity
Source: RefSeq, a predicted model, not a curated record